ACGCGACUAGCACUGGAAAAUUUUCAAAGCUCCAACAAAAAAGGCAUACAGUAAACCGUAAGCCAUAACCACCACCAUAACACAACUGCAUAACAACACAUUGGCCAUGACUGUAUACACUGCCUCGUGUACUGCACCAGUCAAUAUAGCUACUCUUAAGUAUUGGGGUAAAAGAGACAAAGCAUUGAACUUACCCACCAAUUCAUCCAUCUCGGUAACAUUAUCGCAAAAGGAUCUUAGAACCUUAACCACGGCCUCAGCCAGUAGUGACUAUACUAGUGAUAAAUUAUGGCUUAAUGGGAAGGAAGAAUCCUUAGAGUCUCCAAGAUCUAAAGCAUGUUUACAAGAUUUAAGACAAUUAAGAGCUCAAGUUGAAGCUAGUAAUAGUGACUUACCUAAAUUGUCUCAAUAUAAAUUACAUAUUGUAUCUGAAAAUAAUUUCCCUACGGCAGCUGGUUUAGCUUCAUCAGCUGCUGGAUUUGCUGCUUUAGUUAGUUCUAUUGCAAAAUUAUAUAAAUUACCUCAAGAUAUGUCUGAAUUAUCAAAAAUUGCUAGAAAGGGUUCAGGUUCUGCUUGUAGAUCAUUAUUUGGAGGGUUUGUGGCUUGGGAAAUGGGUGAAUCAAUUGAUGGUGAAGAUUCUAAAGCUGUCGAAGUAGCUCCAUUAUCUCAUUGGCCAACAUUAAAGGCAGCUAUAUUAGUUGUUAGUGAUGAUAAAAAAGAUACUCCAAGUACUUCUGGUAUGCAAUUAACAGUAGCAACUUCUGAUUUAUUUCAAUAUCGUAUAAAGGAUGUAGUUCCUAAAAGAUUUGAAGAAAUGAAAUCUGCAAUUCUUGCUAAAGAUUUUGAAAAAUUCGCUGAAUUAACUAUGAAAGAUUCGAAUUCUUUUCAUGCUGUAUGUCUUGAUUCAUAUCCUCCAAUUUUUUAUUUAAAUGAUACUUCUAAAAAGAUUAUUAAAUUAGUUCAUAAAUUAAAUGAAUUAGAAGGUAAAAUUAUUGCUGCUUAUACAUUUGAUGCCGGUCCAAAUGCUGUAAUUUAUUAUGAUGAAAGUAAUGAACAAAAAGUUCUUGGAUUACUUAAUACUUAUUUUGGAUCAUUAGGUGGAUGGGAAUCUUAUCAAGGUGAAACUUUACCAAAAUUAGAAAUUGAAGGUACUGAUUCAGAAAUCUAUAAGGGAGUUUCAAGGAUUAUCUUAACCAGUAUUGGUGAAGGUCCGCAAGAAACUGAUCAAGUUUUAACUGUAUAGAGUUACUAGACUACACAUGUAACAAAAAUAUAAAUAUAAAUACAAGUACCCAUAAUUAUCUUUAAUUGCAAUAUAAAUUUCUAUAUAAUAUAACUGAUAACUGAUAACUGAACUAAAUAAGAAUAAAUGGAAAACGGGAAGA
Scheffersomyces amazonensis is the source of this 1385-nucleotide messenger RNA. RefSeq names its product diphosphomevalonate decarboxylase (gene MVD). Gene Ontology annotation, cellular component: cytosol. Gene Ontology annotation, biological process: isoprenoid biosynthetic process; isopentenyl diphosphate biosynthetic process, mevalonate pathway. The record is from RefSeq and is a predicted model, not a curated record. Lineage: Eukaryota; Fungi; Ascomycota; Pichiomycetes; Serinales; Debaryomycetaceae. The transcript is spliced from 2 exons. Gene Ontology annotation, molecular function: diphosphomevalonate decarboxylase activity; ATP binding. The coding region runs from base 107 to 1243 and encodes 378 amino acids.